This is a messenger RNA of Pistacia vera, 405 nucleotides long. Its product is annotated as secreted RxLR effector protein 161-like. The transcript has a single exon. The record is from RefSeq and is a predicted model, not a curated record. Lineage: Eukaryota; Viridiplantae; Streptophyta; Magnoliopsida; Sapindales; Anacardiaceae. The coding region runs from base 1 to 405 and encodes 134 amino acids.
AUGGAAAAUGUCUCUUAUGCCAAUGUAAUAGGGUCAGUCAUGUAUGCCAUGAUUAGCACCAAGCCUGACCUCUCCUUUGCCAUGUCUUUGCUGAGUUGUUUUAUGACCAAUCUUGAGUCAAAACACUGGUUUGCUCUUAAAUGGGUCCUAAGGUAUAUUAAUGAUACUUCACAUGUUGGUUUGGAAUACUGUAAAAGAUAUAAUUCACUUGAUCUUGUAAGCUUUGUAGACUCUGACUUUGCAGAUGAUAAAGACACAAGGAAGUCAACCACCUCUUAUUUCUUCACGUUAGGAAGGAAUUGUGUGAGCUGGAAAUCCCAACUUCAGCCUAUUGUAACACUCUCCUCAACUGAGGCAGAGUCUGUGGCCAUCGCUAAUGUGUUCAAGGAAGCACUAUGGCUUUAA